This is a messenger RNA of Paramecium octaurelia, 1014 nucleotides long. NCBI's taxonomy places the organism in Eukaryota, Ciliophora, Oligohymenophorea, Peniculida, Parameciidae. The record is from the annotation of a GenBank genome assembly.
AUGAUAUAAAUAGGUACAAAUCAGGAGGGGGAGUUCGUUUUUGAUUCAAAAGAAUAAGAUUACGUUUUACUGGAUCUAAAUAGCUUACAGGAAUAAUUAGAGUAGGGGAGGAAAAAUGAAAUCUUUGACUUGUUGCAAUAAGUUAUGAAAUCUAAUGAAUAUUAAUCUUCGAGUGAGAAAGUGAAAAGCUAAAUUGAAUGGGCAUUGUAGACUGUAAAUGAGCAUCCUUCGGAAUAGUAUUUUAUUCUAAGAGCAAUUUAGUUACGAGUUGGAGUAAUAACUAGAAAAUUAGAGAUAUCCUGAAGUGCAUUCUGCUAAUAAGAUCAUCGAUAUGAAUAUUGGAAAAGUAAAGGCAAGGGUUCAAUUUAUGUCAUAAUAAGAGAGGAGAAAUCUUAUGAAAGUAUAUUUAGUUAGAGUAUUGAGACAAAAAGCUUGGAAAGAAGCAUUCAAUAAAUAUAUACUUGCAAAUAAAAUAAGUUUUAUAAGGAGCAAUUACAAUAAAAAUACAAAUUGAUGUAGAACGAGAUCAUUGAUAGGAGGAGGAAUGAAAUCUAGUAGUAAAGGCAAAAGCAUUUCCAGAUUAUGCAAAGUACGAAGGGGAAAUUGGGAUAGAUGUAAAUUUAUUUAAUAUUAAGGUUACAAAUAAAGGUCGAUGAGAACAAGCAAUUAAAAGAAUCCAUUCAAUUGGGGUUGUAUCAGACAAUGACUGAGUUGAGAUCGGAUAAUGUCAAAGCUUAUAGGAGAGUGAAAGUGAUGGAACAGGGACAAUAAGAGAAACUGUAAUUAUUCUGGCAAACCAAAUAAGUAAUGGCCAAAACGAAUUAUAAAAGAAAAGUAGAAGAUGCUUAUUUAAUAAAUAUGCAAGCUUAGGAUAGACUAUUGCAAUUGGAAUAAUAGGAAAUGGAAUUAAUGCAUAGAUUGAGAUAGACAGAAUAAUAAUAUUAGAUGAGUUCCAUCAGAUUGGAGAAGAUGAAAUCGAAAUCAUAUAAGGACUUGGGAAUGAUGUGGAGCUGA